Molecule: messenger RNA, 5592 nt
Organism: Cephus cinctus (wheat stem sawfly)
Lineage: Eukaryota; Metazoa; Arthropoda; Insecta; Hymenoptera; Cephidae
Gene: mud
Product: putative leucine-rich repeat-containing protein DDB_G0290503
Exons: 11
Coding region: 127-5442 (1771 amino acids)
Source: RefSeq, a predicted model, not a curated record
ACAGUCGUUUCAAAUCAAAUACUGAAAACGUUACAAUUUCCUACAGCAGUAGAUGGAAUACAUAGCUUUAUAAUAUUUUUAUUCGCAGCUAAGUUUAUAUAUAAUAAUAUUUAAAUAGUGGAAGCAAUGGAGACGUGGUCACAAGUCAUUCUUGAAUGGGUGAAUUGCUUGGAACUUCUAGAUACCUCUAUAAGUAGUUUAGAAGAAUUACACGAUGGAAAGUUUUAUGAGAAAUUAAUUAGUUUAUUGUCAUGCAAAAGUAAAGAUCAUUUUGUAAAUAAUGAAGAUUUCAUCUAUGAAUUUAUACAAGAAGAGUAUCCUAAUUUUCUGGUUGGAGAUCACAAUAGCCAUGCUCUUGACGUCAUUAGUAUUACAUCAUUGUUACUUCUACGAACAUCACAAGAACAUGAGUUUCAGAGACCGAUGUGUCUUAAGCUGCAUCUUGAGACACAGGUCAAAAUUAAAAUAUUCCUGGAGUGUGUACUUCGAUAUGGCAAAGAUUUAACUCCUGAUGUUCUAAUGAUGGCAAUCUCUGAACUUAGUGAUGACACCCCAAAAACACCACCAGCAACCCCUAAAGUUCAACCUCUCAAAAGAUUCUUUAAUUCACCUGUUGCGCGUUCUGCAAGAAAUAACAGACUUGCAAAUGAGCAUAUUCGUGAGAUUAGACGCUUGGAAUCGGCCUUAGAGUCUGAACGAUUUGAAAAAUUUGAUUUACAAGACGAGUUAAAUGCCGAACGCAAGAAAAUACAAAUCUUAGAGAGGAGGUAUAGUGAUAAAUCUAGAGAAUUGGAGGUUCUACGUGAAGAAUUAAGAUCUAAACCCAUGACGCCGCGUUCUUCCACUAAGAAGCAGAACACUCGCGAGAGCAUUGAGUGUUACAGAAAAGAAAUCAAGUCUCUUGAAGAGUACUCUGCGAGUCUCAGAGCAGAGGUAGAUAAACUUACCGAUGAGAAUGAGAAUCUAACAAAGAACCUUGCAUCCUCCACAAGACAAUUCUCAUCACUCAAAGAAAAGUUCGAACGUACAGAGCUUUCAUUGGAGACGCUGUCUAUCCGAGCAGAGCUUAAAGAACGGGAACUCUUAGAGCUUGAAUUACAGAAUGAAGAAUUGCGUAGUCACCUACAAGAAAUGCGAAAAGCAUCUAUGGGAGAGCAGAGUUUUGAAGUUGAUAGUUUUGUUGCUGCAAAUUCUUCAUUGCGUUUACCAAACGAUGGUGAAGUUUUGAGUUCUGUUAUUGACAUUCAACUCCAGGAAGCGAGGGAAGAGGCUCGAGUACUUCGAGCACGUUUGGAGGGGAUGUCCAGAAAAUUGGAAUUAGUUGAUUGCGUAGUCGUGGAAUACACUAGUAGAAUUAAGAGUCUUGAAAAGAACAUGGUGCAAGUGGAAACUGAAAAUUCUCAUUUAAAGUCUAAUAUCGAAUAUGCUACAAAAACCACAAAAGAAUUUAUGAAUGAAAUUGCACGUUUAUCACUGGAACAUGAUCUUGAAUUAAAAGAUUUAACAAUUGGCGAACUAUCCAGCCAAUUCACAGAUUUGAUAUCUUCGUUGAAGUCAGCAAAUGACUGUAAGAAAAUAGAAAUCAAGGAACUUGAUGUUAAACUUAUAGAAGCAAAUACUACAAUAUCAACAUUGAACGAUACAAUUUGUACUAUAGAAAAGAAGAAUGAGGAAAAUAUUAUGGAGCAGGCUAAACUGUUGAAAGAAAUAAAGACCUCUGAUCUAAAGAUCAAGAAUUUCGAAAGCUCAAUGUUAGAAUAUUCAGCACGUGUUAAUAGUCUUCAAGAAGAAAUCAAAGAAUUAAAAAACAAAAACUCUUCCUUAAACUCUGAUAUACAAAAUAUCGUAACGGACGCAAAGGGAUUCAUGAUGAAAAUUGCACGAUUAUCACGUAAGGAUGUUCUCGAUGUAAAUGAUUGUCCACCGACAGAACUAUCCACACAAUUUGAAAAUCUUAUAACUUCCUUAGAAUCAGUGAAUGACUCUAAAGAAAAGCAAAUCAAACAACUGGACAUUCAACUCAAGGAAGCAAAUACACAAAUUUUGAUGAUAAAAGAAAAAGUCAAAAGCAUGGAAAAAAAAGAUGGAGAAAAUACUUUAGAAUUGACUAAAAUGUCAGACCGUCUUCAAGACUCUGCAGAGAAGACCAAAGAACUGGAAGAAACCGUAUCCAAGUACACAAUAGAAAGAGCAACCAACUUGAAGGAAUUCAAUAUAGAGAGAGAAUCACUAAACAACUGUAUUAACAAAUUGCAGUGUGAAUUACAUGAUAGAAAAUCCUUAAUUGAGUCCCUGACAUCGCGUGUAAAUGAUUUAAAGAAUGAGAAGGAUAUCAUGUUUGAAGAAUCCGAAUCAUCCAAACGUAACUUCAGUCAGAAAAUCAUGGAUUACCAGGGUCAAAUUGCAAAAUCCAUACAAAAAUUAUCUGAGUAUCAAACUUUGCAAAAGGAAUUGGAAGAGUUGAACCUAGAAAGAAUAAAUCUAAACACUGAAAUUACUGCUAAAGAUGAAAAUCUAAGAAAUGUGCAACAAAGAAAUGUUGAGUUAGAAACACUACUCUCUGAGAAAUCGGAAACUAGUAAUCAGCUAAAUAUGAAUAUGCUCAGCUUGCAAAAUGAAUUGGAUCGAUCAAACGUCAAAAUAGAACAGUUGGAAUCUGAGAAGAAAUCAUUAGAAGAUCGAUUAAAAAUGACUAAUAUCGAAACUGAUAAAUUAAUAGACUCCUUAAAAUUACGGAUUUCCGAACUAUCUAUGGAUUUAAGUUCAUUACACGAAGAGAAAGAUUCUCUGCGACGAAGAUUGUCUAUUGCCCUGGAAGAAAUUAAGUCCGAAGGUGAACGAAAUGAAGCUUUAUUAAGUGGACGAGAAUACCAUAGGAUAGAAAAUGAACGACUCCUGGAACAACAGCGACAACGCGAACUUCAGAUGAAAGAGAUUGUCGUGAACCUUCAGGAAAUUGGUGCUAGUCGCGAUGCCGUACUGGAGGCUCGCGCAUUGGCUCUUCAGGAAAGCAAUCACCAACUUGAGGAGCUUCGGAAAGAAUUCCAGGUCACAAAAGCUGCACUUGAAGAUGAGCUUCAGAAAGAAAAAUUAUCUAAAACUGAAAUAGAAACGAUGUACAAUGACUUACGAGUUAAAUAUAUUGACUUGGAAAACAAAUAUAUUGACUUGAGUAACAAACGCGUAAACUUAGAGAACAAGUGUGGCGACUUAGAGAAUAGCUAUAGAGACUUGGAGAACAAGUGCGAUGUUUUGAAGAACAACUUGAGCGAUACAAACAACAAAUGUACUCAGCUCAAGAAUGAGUGUAGCGAUAUGGAGAAGAAAUGUGUCGACUUGGAGAAUGAGUCUAGCAGCUUGAAGAAAAACUGUAAAGAAUUUGAAACCAAAUGUACAAAUUUGGAAAACAAUUAUACCGACAUGGAGAAUAAGUAUUUCGACUUAGAAAAGAAAUAUACCGAUUUGACGAAAAAGUGUUGUGAUUUUCAAAAUCGCAUUAGCGAUGACACUAUUAAGCUAAAAAAACUGGAAGACAAUUUGAAUAAUGAAAAAUUAGAAUUGAAGACAAUCAAGGAAUGUUGUAGAAAUUUGAUACAACGAAAGGAAUCACUAUGGGAAUUAAUCUCAAAGGUGAUAACGUUCAGAAAUCUUUUAAAUGUUGAUGUUAAUUCCAUUAAAGAAUACUGGAUUGAAGUACUCGAGAAGUUUCAAGAUUUUUGGACGAAUGACUCAUCCAUAUGCGAUGAAUCAAAGCAAUUGCGAAUUAAGAAGGAAGAAUUGCAAAAGAAAAUAUUAGACUUAAAUGGAGGAUAUUUAGAUUGUUUGUUACCCGUCAUGGAUAUAACUUGGGAAUCGUUUUUGUGGACAGAAAAAAUUCUUCAGACUAAUUUUCUUGCUCCUAGAAUUGAUCCUGUCGAGGAUUUCGACACGGAGGUGUUCCAACAGGACAUUAAAAACGUAAAUUUGAAAAAUGCUAAAUCAAUUCUGGCAGUAGAAAUGGAGAAAUUUAAUUCUUUACGUAACAAUGUGGCAACUAUUCGAAAAGAGAUUGAAAAUUUUGCAAAUUCAGCUAGUUCUUAUGAGACAAAUUUAAAGAUUAUUCAAGCGAAAGCAAAGUUAAAGGAGAAGCAGAUAGUCGACAGGUCGUCCAAGGAGAAGAAAGAGUUGAAGGAGAAGUUGGAUUUGUUUCGUAUGAGAAACACAAAACUGGAAAAGAAUUUGGACGAUUUAAGGAACGAAAUAAAAAAAUUCAAGACGGAAAAAUCCUCAGACGAAAGCCAGAAAGAAUUAACGGAUAAAAUAGAAUCCUUGCAGGGUGAUAUUCAGCGCCUUACAUUAGAACGCGAUGAACUAAGCAAGAGACCCAAGGAAGAAGAUUUCGACCAGAGGUUAAAAGAUGUUCACGAAGAAUAUGGCCAGAAGCUAGAAAAGCUUAAAUUAAAAAUGAAAGCUGCUUAUAAUGAACAAGUGGAGAAGUUAAAUCGCGACCAGGAUAAAGCCCUCCAGGAAAAAGCCGAGUCAAUGCAGAUAAAAAUGACAGAACAAUAUCGAAAACACGUUGAAGAGAUAGAAAAGUAUAAAAAACAUGUGACAGACAUGACAAACAAAUAUUGGGACGUAAGUGAGAAGUUCUUAAAUGAGAAACACGAAAAGGAAGCCGUCCUGAAGAAGCUCCAAGAAUAUAAGACAAAAUCUAGAGCUGACAAUUUCACCCAACCGUAUUCGUAUGAUAAAAUGGCCGCAAUAGUGCAAAACAGGACUUCCAGCUUGGACAGAAAGGACUUUGCAAAUGAUAGUUUAGAAGAUUCUUCCAGACGAGUAUCACGUACUAUACAAGUUAUUAAGGAAGAAACAACGUAUGCUAGACAAAGAAGUGUUAGGAAUAUUCAGGCAAUGGGUAACGCGUUUAAGGCAGAGGAUGAGGAAGGUGAAAUCUUUGAUAACACCUGCCUUGCGGAUAUGAAGCAAGGUCGUAACCUGCUAAUCCCAGACCCUGAUAGGGUCUCGAUUCUUCAGCAAAGAAAUGCUCUCUGCAAACCUCAUCUGAAGUCAUCUUAUCCAGCUGAAACACAAUUUCAUUCAACCAUUUUCAGUGAAGAUGAUAUCAAGCAUGGCUUGGGUGCGGAUGACGUAUUCAACGAUAGUCUCAGUCAAAGUUUAUUACCGGGACAGAAGACAAAAAAGCGAGAUCGAACGCAGACAUCUUAUAAGAGACCUGGACCUCCUACUCCCAGUAAGAAUGGCGGCAGGUUAUCAUUACAGGGUAAUGAGCUGUUCAGUCCUAAAUCCAGAAUCCUCCGGGAGAGGAAUGUAGAAAGAAGGAUGACGACGACUCCAAGAACUUUUAAGGAUCUUUUUUCAAGUUCGUCUUCCAGGCGAAAAGAUGAGAAUGUUACAGGAACUCCACGGGCUCGUAGACUCAGUAUCUUCAGGAAAAAUUAAGAUGUUUUACGUAGACGUUUGUACAGUUCAUCUCUUUGUAAAUAAUCAGAAUGUUCCUUAAAUACCUAGCCUUUUACUAUUAUUAUAUUAUUCAUAUUUUUAUAUGUAUACAAAUAUGACAAAUACAAUGCUGUAAUCAUGUCUUCUCAA